UCGGUCGCUCGCUUUCGUUGGAUGUAAACAUUGGCUCGUCGGAUUGGUUUUGUCAUGUGAACUGUAUCGCGCUUGCUUUCUUGGUAUUAUGGCACUUAAUUUCACGUGACAGUUGCUCAUUUUUCGUCAUAUGCACUAACAACCAACCAAAAUGUGGGUUACGCCAAAAGAAGUCCUUUUAGCGAAUGCUCUGUGGGUUACGGAGGUGACAAACCAAUACUUCACGCUACAGAGGAGAAAAGGUCAUGGCACUAAGGGUCUGUCAUCUUUGUUGGUUGAAACACUGGAUGCUGUUAUGGACACUAAGCCGCUACCAUACCGAAUUCUUCACAGUACCCCAAAUUCCGAAGUCAGUUACGAAGUGGCUUCUUCGCUGACCAGAACAGAAAUAUUUCAGAACUGGGAGUGGCUCGAAGCCAACCUUCUAGAAACAUUAAGGAAUUUUGAAUCUGAAAAUGAAGCGACAGAGUUUGUUUGCUGCAAAAUCAAGAGCCUGGUUGCGCAGAGCGGAGCAACGACGCAGGUGGAAGAUGACUCGCUCAACUUCAAACAGAAUGCCGCAAAGUUCGCUCGGGUCUUCAACAUGUCAGCAGACGAAAAGCUCAUCAACUAUUACUCCUGUAGCUUCUGGAAAGGCAGGGUUCCACGCCAAGGUUGGCUUUACCUAAGCGUCCACCACUUGGCCUUCUAUUCUUUUCUACUUGGACGGCAGACAAAAUUACUUCUGCGUUGGACGGAUGUCACUACGUUGGAACGAAGUAAUAAUGUCUUGUUCCCAGAGAGUAUUCUAGUCUCAACACGCGAAAAAGAGUACUAUUUCUCGCUGUUCACUCGCGUUGAAGAUACGUUUGCCCUCAUGGAACAACUUGCCAACAUUGCCAUGCGACAGCUGAUCUGUGAAGAAACGUACGCGACUGAUGCGCACCUUGCCAGUAAGCGUAGCCGCAACGUCCCCAAGAAGGCCUCCCAUCUCAAGCGAGACUUAGACGCACGUGCGCAUAGUGAGGCGUACAGGACAAUGUUCCGUCUUCCAAGUGACGAACGCCUGGACGGCACCGUCGACUGCUACCUGUGGACGCCGUACAACAAGCAGCAUGUCUGGGGAAAGCUAUACCUCUCAUCAAACUACAUAUGCUUUGAAAGCAGGGUAAAAAACCUCGUCAGUGUCGUGAUCCCUCUACGAAUGUUGUUGCUCGCCGAGGAAGUACCAAAACAUGCUUUCCCAAAUUCUAUCCUGCUCACAACCAAGACAAAGGCCAACUUUCUGUUUGCUCAAGUUGUAGACCGCGAAUUCUUAGUUGAAAAAGUGUCCGAGCUCUUGGCCAAACUUCCAUCUACUUCUGUAGAGAACUGCUCGUCAGAAAAGUCCUCAAAGGAAAGUUCUCAGGAUCUCAGCUCAGGUGACGGAUCACAAGGUGCCGAUGUGACGUGCGAGCCGGGAAAAUCUCUGGCGACCCAGUUCGGGGCUAAGCCAUCUGGGGAGGCUCUGAUACUGGAAGCAGAAAAGGAACUGCAGUGGGAGUCACACUUUGCAGAUUACGGGAGGGGAAUCUGCACCUACCGAACAACCAAAGCACAAGAGCUUGUGUUGAGAGGAAUUCCAGACAGUCUGCGUGGAGAGCUGUGGAUGGUUUAUUCCGGUGCUAUAAAUGAGAUGGAGACAAAUCCAGGCUAUUACCGCCGUGCCGUGGAAGCAAGUCGGAACCAGCGCGACCUCCCAUCAGAUGAGAUCGAGCGUGACCUUCAUCGCUCGCUUCCAGAGCAUCCAGCAUUCCAGUCUGAAGUAGGAAUCGGUGCUUUACGACGUGUUCUUAAUGCCUAUGCCUGGCGGAAUCCGUCUAUUGGUUACUGUCAAGCCAUGAAUAUUGUGGCAUCUGUUCUACUGCUAUAUGCAUCAGAAGAGGAGGCAUUCUGGCUCUUGGUGGCAUUGUGUGAGCGUCUAUCCCCGGAUUAUUACAACACCAAGGUUGUUGGAGCUCUAAUUGAUCAAGGUGUCCUAGAAGACCUAACCAGAGACAACUUGCCAAACUUGCAUAGUAAGCUGGAUGUCCUCAAUGUCCUUUCUAUGAUUUCCCUGUCCUGGUUUCUCACCAUAUUUCUCAGCGUCAUUCCUUUCGAAUCUGCUGUCAGCAUAGUAGACUGCUACUUUUACGAUGGUGCCAAGGUGGUGUUUCAAAUGGCACUGGCUGUAUUAGAGGCAAACCAGGAUGCCCUGCUCAAGUGCCGAGAUGACGGUGAAGCCAUGACAACCCUGAGUGGCUACCUGAGCAGUGUCACCAACGGCACAUCGGGUAACAACCUCCGAACUUCAACAUCAGCAGGGUCCCCAGUCACCGUUCAAACUCUCAUCUACGAGUCCUACAGCAAGUAUGGUUUCAUCACGUCGAACAUGAUUGAACGCCAGAGGCUCAAACAUCGACUGGCUGUCAUUCAGGGACUGGAAGACACAGCCUUGAAGAACAUCAUACGAAAUGCUGGAAGCGAUGCUGUCAUCUCGCAGUACCUCACAACGGAGGAGCUAAAGGAACUCUUUGCUCUCAUAAAGGUAGAGCAACUCUCUCAACAUCGUUGGGGCCAGGGUCCAAAACUGCCGUCGGUACUCCCCCUACUGCCAUAUGGAGAGCAGUACCACCUGGAUCUUGAGCAAUUCCAAGUACUGUUCCUCGGACUCGGUCCAUGGACGUGCGGGGAUUACCCAGAACGGCUGGCUGCCCGUCUCUUCCGGUUGGUAGACCUCAACUCGGAUAAUUGGAUCAGCCUGAACGAGUUCUUCCGGAUAAUGGGACUCAUCUGCAAUGGUGACACGGAUGAUAGGCUUCGAGUGUUGUUUGCAGCAUUUCUUAUCGCAUUUGUGGAUGAAGAUGAUGAUGAUACAGGUUCCCCAGCCGCAAAAGAUGCAGUAGAGGCCCAAGAGACGGAGGUAGCCGCCGAAGCUGAGGAGUACUUCAGCUCCAUCGAGGAGAUACCAUCAGUCGUGUCCACAAAUGUGGCAGGUUUCAAGCACUCUGACUUGCUUGACGCCGUGCUAAAGUAUAACCGUGAAUCAGACACGGAAUGGACGAGCAUGUCGAGUGGAAUUGCGACAAGCUGUAGCAGUUCUGAAAGUGUGACAUCAAACUCUAAACGUAGUGAAUCAAGGGCAAGCCCUAAGGCGGAACAAAAGAGCCUGCCCAACAUGAAUCAGGAACAGUUUGUGCAGCUCUGGCGCUGCGUGUACAGACUGUUUGCGCAAGAACAGGAUGUCUACCAUAGCCUCGCAACUGUUGGAACUCAGCUUCUUCAGAUUGGAGAGUUAGGUCAGCACGCCGCGGAAGUAAUUACGCGACAGCCCGUGGAAGACCCAGUCUCAUCUUUAUCUGAAGAGGCGGUUAAAGCAUGGCAGACGGAACAUCCGCAAGACCCAAUGCCCAGGACAGGGUCCUUUGAGAUGUCUGCUGUACAGAGCCAUGAGUUUGAAGGACGGCCAGCGAGCGCUCCGUCAUCAUCAAAGUGGGACGAACACUGGUGCAUUAGUUUCCAGCAGUUUCGUGCGUGUAUGCACAGCGAGGAGAAGCUGGUUGCAUUCUUUGAAGCCCGCACGCCUUUAGCCAAAUCGCUACAACGUUACCGUCAGCGCAAGACAGAAAGACAGUCAAGUAUCACGGGUUCCGCAGCCGUAGCCGUUUGAGGAAUGGCGAAAAAUAUAGUGGACUACAAAUUGACUUUUUUUUUUCUUUUUUGAAGGGGAGGGGGAUACUGUGUAAGUGAGAGAAAGUUUCUCUCUCUCUUCCCUUCUCCAUCUCUAGGAAAGGAAGAUUAUUCUGUGUUCUGAUGCAUGUGAUAUGAAUGACUCGCUACCAGCCAUGUGUGAUCCAGAGUUGUCCAGCGUUUGCAACUGCAGGGCAUCAUUGAAAUUGAAGACAUCAAUGCUAGAUUAAUGGUCAUUGCCUUGCAAUGGUCUGCUAGCAUGCUAGGUGUUUUUUUUUUUUUUUUUUUUUUUUUUUUUUUUUUUUUUUUUUCUCAGCUUGAUAUAGUACGAAUGAUUUUGUGGAAUGGUUUUUGUGCAAGUCAUAGCCACCAUGACAGAAAUGCACGGAGUGGAAUUUCUAGGGUUUUUAUUUUUUAUUUUAUAGCUGGUGCAGUAACAACUCCGUCGAUUCAGAUGUUAGUUGACCAGCUUCUCUUUUGCUUUCACAUCUUGUCAUGUCGAUUGUGAAAAAUAAUGGAAAGCUGAUUGACAUGCAAUUGAACAGGUAAGGAUCUUGUGAUGUAACUGUACUUUUGUGGUGCUUGUUAUGCUUAUCUGCUGUCCUGUCAUUGGGUAGGAGUUGAGUGUCGAGGGCAGUCUGCACCAAAUCAGAUGUAGCGGGAUAUGCACAACAAAUGGAACAAGGGUUUAUGGUUUACGAGCUGUUUAUGUUGUUCCUGCCUAUACAUAUAAUUCACCUCUGCAUAAUAAUGGGCAUUAUGCAUACUGGCAAUAUCUUGCAGUGCCCACAUCAUCACAGCACCUGAAAAGUUUCCUUGUUGUGAGACAAGUAGUGCGAAGAAAUAGUGCCGUCAAACUGGGUCUUUUUACAGCACCGCAUGCACAACAGAGCAGAUUGCAGAUCAUGAGCAGAUUCAUGAGCAGAUUGAUGACUUUCGUUUUGGAUGAGACCUGCUUUACAGCCCACACAAUUUGCAAUAUUUGCAAGCCAUUUGCAAUAUGCAACUAUGUGUGACCCACAAUGUGAAGUACUUCUACGGUUUCUAUGCCCUGCAGGUGGCAUGGAAUACUGCUGCAUGUACUUUUGUCUCUACUAACGUCCACCUGAUCUUCAGGAAUGAUCCUUUUGUGCAGCUUAUGUGCAGGAAAAUACAGUAUUGCCUGCAAAAUUUUAAGACUGUUGCAGCAUUACAUGGGGGCCUUCAUGCAGACAGGAGGUUUGGUAUUUCAGUUACAUGCCAGUGAUUUGAUUUCUGUUAAGUAACUCUCCUGUUUUAUCCUGUAUCUGAACUCUAAUUUAGUACUGCAUUAUCUGUACCUAGCUUUGCACUCAUCGUUGAAGACAUGGUUUGUCGAGCAUUUGUUUUUAGUUCCUGCCAGAAAAAUUAUGAUGAAAAGCUAGUGAGUGCCAACAAGCAUUUUUAUGUACAUUUCUUCUGUGAAUUUUCCUUUUUGUGUGUGUGUACAGGAAAACACAUUUUUAAAGCACAGCAAAUGUUACUUUUGGAUCUUGCAAUUUCGCUUAUGCCCAUGACAAUGGAAUAUUUAUUGCGAUGCAUUUUAUCCCAGGUUUGUGUUUUCUGUGUGUGUAUGUUUGCCACAAAAUUAUGUUUCUUUGUGCAUUCAACAAUGGCAUUAUCAGUUGAAUAUCUUCAGCACUCUCAUUUGUGGGUUUCAAUUUGUACUACAUGGCUUUUUAAAGACGUAAUGGUUUCUGGAGCACUUGGGCGCUGCCAAAAUGGGUAGGUUGGACGUUACAGCAGAAUGAAGAAUUUAACUUGACCAGCAUUUUGUCAAGUGAUAGCUGUUACCUUUUAAAUUUGUGUACAUUCCAAAGGUUUUGCUGGAAGCUGAAAUAAAGCCUUACAAUAUUUA
Ornithodoros turicata is the source of this 5563-nucleotide messenger RNA. RefSeq names its product TBC1 domain family member 9-like (gene Tbc1d8-9). Lineage: Eukaryota; Metazoa; Arthropoda; Arachnida; Ixodida; Argasidae. The transcript is spliced from 28 exons. The record is from RefSeq and is a predicted model, not a curated record. Bases 152 to 3667 code for a protein of 1171 amino acids. Gene Ontology annotation, molecular function: calcium ion binding.